This is a messenger RNA of Daldinia loculata, 1183 nucleotides long. RefSeq lists its product as uncharacterized. The transcript is spliced from 3 exons. Gene Ontology annotation, molecular function: protein binding. The coding region runs from base 17 to 1183 and encodes 388 amino acids. Lineage: Eukaryota; Fungi; Ascomycota; Sordariomycetes; Xylariales; Hypoxylaceae. The record is from RefSeq and is a predicted model, not a curated record.
GUUUCAUAUAGCAAAUAUGGCGUCUACCCCUUUCCGUUUCUUAGAUCUCCCUCCCGAACUUAGGAAUUCUAUUUAUGAUCUCGUUCUCUGUGCUUGGUCGCCUCCCGAGCCGAGAUUGACCAGAGUGAACCAGGACCUUGAGUCCUACACUCCUUUCGUUCCACUCUUGGGACAUCACAAGUUCGACACUGCAAUCCUCCUUGUUAGCCGUCAAGUAUCACAUGAGGCUAUUGAUGUCAUGCUAAAAUACCAUCUCUUCAUCCGCGUGGUCACUCAUGGCGUUAACUUGUGCCACCUCCUAUCUGCCUGGGAGAUCCCUAUCGUAGCUAUCGGCAAAGCGACUAUCAGAAACUUCAAAGGCUUCGUCAUGAGCUAUUCUAUCAAGAUCCAAGGUGCUAGCCCAGUCCCAAAGAACCACUUCAUAGUUCUUCAGAAGGAUUUCCCGUUAUUCUGCGAAUCUCUCAACUGGCUCGAACCUUCUCCCGAGAGCUUUGAGCAUCGCGUUGUUCUUUGCAACCCGUUCAGAAACACCACAUCCUCCAGUUACCUGGGCGUUGCGAAGCAAACGCUCCUUGUCCAGCCCUACCGAGAUUACCUCUCCAGAAUCGCUUCCUUCAAGCUUGAAGGCAACAUAUGUCCGGCUUUAGCUAGGGAUGUCACAGAACAGGUCAAACAAGACCCCCAUCUCGAACCGUGGUCGUUAUUGGAGGCUCUCAACAGGGUAAAAAUAUAUGGAGACGAACUUUUCCAGGACGGCGAGUAUAUUAAGGCUUUGAAGAUGUGGAAGAAGUCCACAAUGCAGAUGAUCGGUCUUGCUGGCAGUCCUCUAUGGCAGCGAAUAAAAGCCACUAGCGAUCCUAGUGAUGCACUCCCUUAUCAUAUCGCCGACAUUGUCUUCUAUCUCCACCUCAACCAAGUUGCCGGUCUCAUAAUCAUCAUGCAAAUAUUGAAAAGCCAGGGUAACUUGGAGCAAGCUCGGAAGUAUUGGCCCAUUCUGCUUGAGGCACUAAGCGGAUCUGGCGAGAGAUUCUUCCGCCUUGCAACGGCGUACCGUGUCCUAGAAAGCAAUUUGGGGGCUGCUGUGGACUGCAUCAAAAUUGCAGAGCUUUAUUUACCUGGAAACCAGGAUAUCCAGGCUGAGAAAGCAAGAAUCGCUGCGUGGGCAGCGGGGGUUGAGACAUAG